This is a messenger RNA of Brenthis ino (lesser marbled fritillary), 1026 nucleotides long. The record is from the annotation of a GenBank genome assembly. Lineage: Eukaryota; Metazoa; Arthropoda; Insecta; Lepidoptera; Nymphalidae.
AUGAAAGCUAGAUAUUUAACGUUCUUUUCAUAUAUAGGUACUAAGUUUAGAGCUUCUGAAAAAAUAUGGCUUAAAGAUAGGCGCAAUUAUCCAGAUCCCAGCAGUAUCCAAGGUGUAAUGGAGAUAGCUUUAUUAAAAUUAAAACCUGUAAACUAUCCUAACCUUGUCCUCUCGAGUCGUACAGAUGGUGGAGUACAUGCACUAAAUUCAUGUGCUCACUUUGACUUAAUAAGGCGGGGUGAAAAUAUAUUUGACACUCAUUUCAUUACAUAUGAAAUGAAUAAAUUCUUUUUUAAGAAUGAAAUAAGUAUAUUCGUCAGGAAAAGUGUAAGAGUAAAUGAUGAUUUCAAUGCAAGAUUCGCUGCCACAUCUAGAACAUAUUUGUAUAGAUUAGCAAUACUGAAACCUGACAUUGAAGUGGAAGACAAUGGUGUUGGUUUAGGCACUUUUAUUCCUAUAGAAGAGUGGAAGCGGUGCCAUUUUAUAAGAUUAAAAAACUUUGAUAUACAAAGAUUUAAAGAUGGUGCAAAAUAUUUUGAAGGAUAUCAUGAUUUUACAACUUUUAAGAAAUUCGACAAGUUGAAACAAAAUAAACAAAACAGAAGAGAAAUCAAAUCCAUAGUAGUAAAGCCAGGGAAAGCUUGUACUAUUAAUUGUUUGAGUAAACAGAACAACUAUUUCGAUUACUGGGAUAUAGAGAUUGUGGGUAGGGGUUUUGUGCAUAAUCAGGUGGGUUACAUGCAUUUUAUAGUUCUGCAUUAUGGUUACAUCUGCAGGUGGAGAAGUGUUACUGAGAUACGGCGAAUGAUAGGCACACUCAUAACAGUGGCCAUCGGCAAGCUAGAGUUGAAUGACAUCAAGGUUAUGUUACAAGUGCCUUCCAAGCACUCCUGGCAUACUUUUAUCCAGAACUGCCCACCUGACGGACUGUAUCUUGCCAAUGUCAGUUACAAUCCUGAAGAUUUGAUAUACACUCCAAGUGCGAAUGAUAAAGAAGUGAAUGAACAAAUAUGCAGUGAUAGUGAA